CUUCUUGCUGCAGAAGGCACAAGUUAUCCGAGGCACGAUGGCGGAGGAUUCCCCGGCGGGAGGACGCGGCGGCAUUAGUAGCUGCAAUGGGAAGGUCGACUCGCGAUGGGUUCGCGCCAUCCACCCUCCGGAUUACGCUCGCGUGCUCGGUCGCGGUCUGUGUCGCGAUGCAGUGAUGCAUCAUCUUAUAGUAAAUAAGAUCUGGUCUCGCUGCGGAUUCUACCUACAACUCGUUGGCUUCAUGUCAUUCGCCGCAUCGUAUAUGCGUCCUUCACCAUGAAGCUUCUUCUAGCUCUGUGGUCGCUCGGCGCCCUCGCGGCUGCGGACGUCGUACACCCGCCGGCCGUUCGGCUUCGUGACGAUGGCUCCUCCGAUGACUCGACCACCGUCGUCCCGAAGCGCUUCAUCGUAGAGUUCGAGGAGGGCGAGGACGUCGAAGCCGUGAAGCACACGUUCGAGGCCCACCCGGGCGUCUCGAUCGUGAAAGCUUUCGACUCUGAGAUCUUCGCGGGGCUCAGCAUUGAGACCGAGGACUUCAACACCGAGUCGCUGUCCGCCAUCCGCGGCGUGAGCCACGCGUGGCAGCUCCAGAAGAUCCCUCUGUUCGAGCAUACGCCCCAGCAGAUUUUCAACUCCGCCAUCGAGGCCGGGAAUUACUCCACCCACCAAGUGACCGGGGUCGACAAGCUCCACGCGCAAGGCAUCUACGGCGAGGGAGUCAGAAUCGCCGUCGUCGACACCGGUAUUGACUACAAUCACCCGUCGCUCGGAGGUGGCUUCGGCGAAGGAUUCAAAGUUUCUGGCGGCUACGACUAUGUCGGCGAUUCGUUGUGGCCUUACACUCCCAAAGAACCGGACUCGGAUCCCGUGGAUUACACGGGCCACGGAACUCACGUUGCGGGUAUCAUCGCCGGCACGAACCAAUACUGGAGUGGCGUGGCUCCCAAUGUCACGCUGUUGGCUUACAAGGUGUUCUCCUCUACUGGCACCACCGACGAAGAUACUCUGAUCCAAGCCUUCUUGGACGCUUACAAUGCCGAUGUUGACAUCAUCACCGCGAGCAUUGGUGCAACCAACGGAUUUUCGGAUAACCCAUGGGCCCUUGUGGCCUCCCGUAUUGUUGACGCGGGUGUUGUAGUGACCAUCUCCGCCGGAAAUUCGGGGGCCGCCGGUCCUUUCUGGGGCAACUCGGGCUCGGCUGGCGUCGGCGUGCUCUCUGUCGCAUCUGUAGAGGGAUCUCAGCUUCCCCUCGACCCUUUCAAGGCAACCUUCACCGACGCUGACGCGGUUUCGAACACGACCACGCUGGGGUACUCCCCUGCCACGUACAACUUCCCCAGCACCGUCGUCGACUGGCCGAUUCUGCCGCUCAACUUCAACACCUCGGCCGAGGCCGACGCUUGCGACCCCCUCCCGGACAACACCCCGAACCUAACCAACGUGAUUGCCUUGGUCCGCCGUGGCACGUGUCGAUUUUCGCAGAAACAGGCCAACCUCGAAGCUUUCGGCGCUCGAUACGUGCUCGUGUAUAACAACGAGAAUCCCUUCGGCCCCAUCUCAACGGACAACACUGUCAGCCUCCUGGCCCUGAUCACCGCCGAGGCCGGCGCCGCCAUUAUCGAAACCGUCAAGGCCGGCGGGUCCGUUACGGCCGAUUUCGCCGUCAGUCCGGACGCGGUUGUCGGCUUCCCCAACUCGAUCGGCAACUUAGCUAACACCUUCACGUCCUGGGGCCUGCUGUGGGAUCUCACCUCGAAACCCGAAAUAGCUGCACCCGGAGGUAACAUCUUCUCGACGUAUCUCGACGGCAGCUAUGCAGUCCUCAGCGGCACCUCCAUGGCGGCCCCUUACGUUGCUGGCGUUGCAGCGCUGUACAUCGGGCAGUUCGGAGGCCGCAAGGUGCACGGGGCAGGCUUCGCCCACGCGCUCUCGAAGCGCAUCAUCGCCUCUGGCUCUCCGCUUCCCUGGUAUGACGGGGCGACUAUUAACUACGACGCCGCCGCGCCGGUCCCCCAAGUAGGAAACGGGCUGAUCAACGCCUACAAGGUGGUCAAGUAUGACACCGACUUGGCUUUCGACGUGUUCAACCUGAAUGACACCGGCCACCUCCGGACCCAUCACCCGCUUACUAUUACCAACAACGGCAAGGUGCCGCUGACAUACAACUUUACCCUCCAGCCGGCAAUCGGUUUCGAAGGUUUUGCAAGCCCAGCGGGUGCCCUCCCCGUUGCUCCGACGUUCAGUGGGCUAGUUACGCAAGAGAUCGUCCCGGGCAUUGUCCUACCAGACAUCACCACUGUCAAUCCGGGGGAGUCCAAGACAGUGCAAUUCGAAUUUCAGCUUCCCACCGGCUUGAACUCGUCGCUGCUACCGGUGUUCAGCGGCAGGAUCGCCGUCGCGUCCGACAACGGAGAGCAGCUCUCUGUACCCUACGUUGGCGUCGCGGCCGAUCUGAAGACAGAACUCUCGACAUUAUUUGAACCGCCGUACCCUUGGUCCGUCUCGGGCCUCAGCCGCGAGAGCAUCCAAACCAAGUCGAACUACACGUUCAACCUCACCGCCCAGGACUUUCCCUUUGUCUACACUCGCCACCGGUGGGGAGCCAAGCAGAUCCGCUGGGAUAUCUUCGACGCCGACUGGAACGAGGACGACUGGGCUUACCCGCCAGUGGUGGGCGAGAAGAAAUACAUCGGGUCGGUGGCGUCGUGGAACGGCGCGCUCUACUACGGGAGCUUCCCGGUCGGCGGCAACCCCGACGACGUGUCCCCGCUCCCGGCCGUCAACGUCUACCGCAACGGCCAAAUCAGCAACAGCUACUGGGCCUACGCCUGGCUCGGAAAGCUGGCCAACGGCUCCUACAUCGCUCCGGGCCAAUACAGGUUCCGCUUUGCCGCCCUCGUCCCGUUCGCGGACCCCGAGGGGUCGGACAGCUGGGAUGUCUUCGAGACUCCCGAGAUCACGGUCCUGCCGUACACCACGCCGACUGACCAGGUUCGCGGGUAGUAAAUCCGGGCGGCGUCCGGCCCGGGGGUCUGUGAAAAUGGAUUUAAUUUGAUAGCGUGACUCUUCUCCGCAUGUAAUACUCGCUUGUUUGUUGCCCUCCUGCUUCGAGAUGCGAGCGGCCUGAGGGUGUUGAGGUUUGCUGGGCAAGAGGGAUAUUCGGAUAAUAAUAUACUAC
Messenger RNA from Durotheca rogersii, 3178 nucleotides. RefSeq names its product peptidase S8/S53 domain-containing protein. The transcript is spliced from 11 exons. NCBI's taxonomy places the organism in Eukaryota, Fungi, Ascomycota, Sordariomycetes, Xylariales, Xylariaceae. Gene Ontology annotation, cellular component: membrane; cytosol; cell wall. Bases 277 to 3003 code for a protein of 908 amino acids. Gene Ontology annotation, biological process: proteolysis. The record is from RefSeq and is a predicted model, not a curated record. Gene Ontology annotation, molecular function: tripeptidyl-peptidase activity; serine-type endopeptidase activity.